AGCCACCAUGGGGCUGCCACUAGCUCGCCUGGUGGCUGUGUGCCUAGUCCUGGCCUUGGCCAAGGGCUCGGAGCUCCAGAAAGAAGCCAGAACCCGAAACCAUGUCUGCAGCACCUGGGGUGACUUCCACUACAAAACCUUUGACGGCGAUGUCUUCCGAUUCCCUGGCCUCUGUGAUUAUAACUUUGCUUCUGACUGCCGAGACUCCUACAAGGAAUUUGCUGUACACAUUAAGAGGGGCUUGGGCGAGGCCGGGGGUCACUCCCGGAUAGAGUCCAUCCUGAUCACCAUUAAGGAUGAUGUCAUCUACCUCACCCACAAGCUGGCAGUGGUGAAUGGGGUCAUGGUCAGCACCCCACACUACAGCUCUGGGCUACUCAUUGAGAAGAAUGACGCCUACACCAAGGUCUACUCCCGUGCCGGCCUCUCCCUCAUGUGGAACCGGGAAGAUGCACUCAUGCUAGAGCUGGACAGCCGGUUCCAGAACCACACUUGUGGCCUCUGUGGGGACUUCAAUGGCAUGCAGACCUAUAAUGAGUUCCUCUCUGAAGGCAUAUCCUACAGCGCCAUUGACUUUGGGAACAUGCAGAAGAUCAACAAGCCUGAGGUUGAAUGUCAGGACCCCGAGGUGGUGCCAGAGCCCGAGUCCUGCUCUGAACACCGAGCCGAAUGUGAGAGGCUGCUGACUUCCGAAGCCUUCGAGGACUGCCAGGCCCGGGUGCCUGUGGAGCUGUAUGUGCGCGCCUGCAUGCAGGACCGCUGCCGGUGCGCGCAGGGCGGCGCCUGUGAGUGCAGCACCCUCGCUGAGUUCUCCCGCCAGUGCUCCCACGCAGGCGGCCGACCUCAGAACUGGAGGACCGCCUCGCUCUGCCCCAAGAAAUGCCCUGGUAACAUGGUGUACCUGGAGAGCAGCUCGCCCUGUGUCGACACCUGCUCGCAUCUGGAGGUCAGUAGCUUGUGUGAAGAACACUAUAUGGAUGGCUGUUUCUGCCCAGAAGGCACGGUGUAUGAUGACAUCACGGGCAGCGGCUGCAUCUCCGUGAGCCAGUGCCAUUGCAAGCUGCACGGACACCUCUACAGGCCAGGCCAGGAGAUUACCAAUGACUGUGAGCAGUGUGUCUGCAAAGCCGGUCGAUGGGAUUGUAAAGACCUGCCUUGCCCGGAGACCUGUGCCCUGGAAGGUGGCUCCCACAUCACCACCUUUGAUGGGAAAAAGUUUACCUUUCAUGGGGACUGCUACUAUGUCCUGACCAAGGGAGACCAUAAUGAGUCCUUUGCUCUCCUGGGUGAGCUGGCUCCCUGUGGCUCUACAGACAAGCAGACCUGCCUGAAGACCGUGGUACUGUUGACUGACAACAAGAAGAAUGUGGUGGCCUUCAAAUCGGGUGGCAGCGUCUUGCUCAAUGAGCUGGAGGUGACCCUGCCUCACGUGGCAGCGAGCUUCUCCAUCUUCCAACCCUCCUCCUACCACAUCGUUGUGAACACGGUGUUUGGGCUGAGGCUGCAGGUCCAGUUGGUUCCAGUCAUGCAACUUUUUGUGACUCUGGACCAGGCUUCCCAGGGACAGGUGCAGGGUCUCUGUGGGAACUUCAAUGGCCUGGAAAGUGAUGACUUCAUGACAUCUGGCGGGCUGGUGGAGGCCACGGGUUCUGGCUUCGCCAAUACCUGGAAGGCCCAGUCAAGCUGCCAUGACAAACUGGACUGGCUAGAUGACCCCUGUUCCCUCAACAUUGAGAGCGCCAAUUACGCUGAGCACUGGUGUUCCCUUCUGAAGAGGUCGGAGACCCCGUUUGCCAGGUGCCAUCUGGCUGUGGACCCCACUGACUACUACAAGAGGUGCAAAUAUGACACGUGCAACUGUCAGAACAACGAGGACUGCAUGUGUGCCGCCCUCUCUUCCUAUGCCCGUGCCUGCGCGGCCAAGGGUGUCAUGCUGUGGGGCUGGCGGGAGCGUGUCUGCAACAAAGAUGUGCACGCUUGCCCCAGCUCACAGAUCUUCCUGUACAACCUAACCACUUGCCAGCAGACCUGCCGCUCACUCUCGGAGGGUGACAGCCACUGCCUCAAGGGAUUUGCACCAGUGGAAGGCUGUGGCUGCCCCGACUAUACCUUCAUGGACGAGAAGGGCCGCUGCGUGCCCUUGGCUAAGUGCUCCUGCUACCACCACGGUCUGUACCUGGAGGCAGGAGAUGUGAUUCUGAGGCAAGAGGAGCGCUGCGUCUGCCGGAACGGGAGGCUGCAAUGCACCCAGGUCAAACUGAUCGGCCACAGCUGUGAGUCCCCUAAGAUCCUUGUGGAUUGCAACAACUUGACCGCUCUGGCCACCCGGAAACCCCGCCCCACUAGCUGCCAGACAUUGGUGGCUGGCUAUUACAACACAGAGUGUAUCAGUGGCUGUGUGUGUCCCGAUGGGAUGCUGGAUGAUGGCCGUGGUGGCUGUGUGAAGGAGGAGGAAUGUCCUUGCAUCCACAACAAAGACUUAUAUGAUUCUGGGACGACGAUCAAUCUGGACUGUAACAACACCUGCACUUGUCAGAAGGGACGCUGGGAGUGCACCCGCCACGCGUGCCACGGCACCUGCUCUAUCUAUGGGAGCGGCCACUACAUCACCUUCGACGGGAAGCACUACGACUUUGAUGGACACUGCUCCUAUGUGGCUGUCCAGGACUACUGUGGCCAGAACUCUACCGGCUCCUUCAGCAUUAUCACAGAGAACGUCCCCUGCGGCACGACCGGCGUCACCUGCUCCAAGGCCAUAAAGAUCUUUAUAGGGGGGACAGAGCUGAAGUUGGUGGAUAAACACCGCGUGGUGAAGCAGUUGGAAGAGGGGCAUCAUGUGCCCUAUAUCACACGGGAAGUGGGCCAGUACCUGGUGGUGGAGGCCAGCUCUGGUAUCAUUGUUAUCUGGGACAAGAAGACCACCAUCUUCAUCAAACUGGCUCCCUCUUACAAGGGCACGGUAUGUGGUCUGUGUGGGAACUUUGAUGACCAGACCAAAAACGACUUCACCACUCGGGACCACAUGGUGGUGACCAGCGAGCUGGACUUUGGGAAUAGCUGGAAGGAAGCUUCCACUUGCCCAGAUGUGAGCCACACCCCUGACCCCUGCAGUCUGAACCCGCACCGUCGCUCCUGGGCAGAGAAGCAGUGCAGCAUCAUCAAAAGUCGUGUGUUCAAAGCGUGCCACAGCAAGGUGGACCCCACGGUCUUCUAUGAGGCCUGUGUGCAUGACUCCUGCUCCUGUGACACGGGUGGUGACUGCGAGUGUUUCUGCUCUGCUGUGGCCUCCUACGCUCAGGAGUGCACCAAGGCAGAGGCCUGUGUGUACUGGAGGACGCCGGACCUAUGCCCCAUAUUCUGUGAUUACUACAACCCCCCAGACGAGUGCGAAUGGCACUACGAACCGUGUGGGAACCGCAGCUUCGAGACGUGCAGGACCCUCAACGGCAUCCACUCCAACAUCUCUGUGUCCUACCUGGAGGGUUGCUACCCUCGGUGCCCUGAGGACAGGCCCAUCUAUGAUGAGGACUGGAAGAAAUGCGUCUCUGGGGACCAGUGUGGCUGCUAUAUUGAGGACACUCGCUACCUACCUGGAGACCCUGUUCCCACUGAGGAGAUCUGCAUGUCUUGUACAUGCACCAACACCUCAGACAUCAUCUGCCAUCCAGAUGAAGGGAAGAUUGUUAACGAGACCCGGGAUGGUAUUUUCUGCUACUGGGAGAUCUGCACCUCCAAUGGGACAGUGGAGCAGCACUUCAAUAUUUGUGGUUCCUCCACACCACCCCCAUCUACUGUGACAAGCUUCACCACAAUCUCCACCACUCCCAUCUCCACCACCCCCAUCUCCACCACCACCACCACCACCACCACCCCCAUCUCCACCACCCGCAUUUCAUGCUGCUUCUGGUCCGACUGGAUUAACGACAACCAUCCUACCCAUGAAAAUGGUGGUGAUCGAGAGAACUUUACCCAUGUCUGCAGCGUUCCUGAGGACAUUGAGUGCAGAUCAGCCACAGAGCCCAAAGAAAGCUGGGAGAAACUGGGCCAGAAGGUACACUGUAGUGUCUCAGAUGGGCUCAUUUGCAAAAAUGAAGAGCAGUAUGGAAUUGGACAAUGGGAACUUUGUUAUGACUAUGAGAUACGAGUCUACUGUUGCUAUCCAAUGGAAUACUGUCCCACUUCAACCAUCACACCUACGACUUCACCAACGACCACAUCCACCACUCCACCUACCUCUUCACCAACCACCCUACCUACAACAUCGCCGCUGACUCCAUCUACUACUUCACCAUCAAGCUUGCCUAUCACUUCAACAGUUUCGCCGACUACCCCAGCUACCACUUCACCAACAAGCUUGCCUCCUACCGCACCAGUCGUUUUACCAACCACCUCACCGAUGACCACACCCACCAUCUCAUCUACCGCUACGCUGAUGACUUCAUUUACGACUUCACAGACAUCUUCACCAGCCCCCCCCACUAAGAGCUCACCAACCACACCUGCUACCACCUCACCGACCCCUUCACCGGGAACCUCAACUACCACAACACCAAGCACCUCACCCACCACCUCAACACCGGUGACUACCCCCUUCACCACAACAGUUUCCACUACAUGCAUUGAAGAAUGCAAGUGGAUGGGCUGGAAGGAUUCUGGAAAACCCUCCUACGGGAUGGGGAGUGGAGACUUUGAACCGGUUGAGGGCAGCUGUGAGCCAGGCUGGGAGGUGAACAACGUCUCCUGCAGAGCCGUGCUGUACUCCAACGUUCCGCUUCAGCAGCUUGGACAGGAAGUGACUUGCAACAAAGAUGUAGGGCUGGUGUGCAGAAACUCAGAGCAGCCGAUGGGAGGGUGGAUGCCCGUGCGCAUGUGUCUCAACUAUGAGAUCAAUGUUGAGUGCUGUAGUCCAGAGACCACCCUUCCUACGUCUACCACCACACAGACACCAACCCCAACUGCAACCACCACUACAGUCACUACAUCAUCACCAACAGAGACCACCCCUCCUACACCUACCACCACACAGACACCAACCCCAACUCCAACAGAGACCACCACUACAGUGACUCCAACACCAACACCAACCACCACAGGGACCCCCAUUUCAACAUCUACUACCACACAGACACCAACCCCAACACCCACACCAGUGACCUCCACCCCUACCCCCACACAGACACCUACCCCAACUCGUACCACCACUACCAAACCUCCCACUGAGUCCCCGACGCCUGUGAUCUCUCAGUCUACUUCUUCCCCACCCACGGAGUCCGUCACUCUUCCAAGCACUCCUGUAACUACCAUAGCAACACCUAGCACGCAAUCAUCACCCGGAACAACAUCACCAUUCAUCACUUUGUCAGUGGGCAGCACUUCGUCUCCAUCUCCAGGUUCAAAACCAGGACCUACCGUACCUCCAGAGACCACAACGGGGCCAACCUCACCCACCACAAGACCACCCUCCACAACCACCCCUACAGUUCCUACUGUGACAACGACCACCCCGGAAACCACCACACCAACUACUUUGGAGACCACCAAGACCUCGUCUUGGAGCACAGUCUCCUCAGUCUCCCCAAUCACCUCUCCCAGCACCACCUGGACCAGCAUUGCAACCUUGACUACCUGCUGCGUUGUGGAAAACAUAUAUUAUGGCCCAGGUGAAAUGAUCUACAACAGUACCCACGGGGACAGGUGUUAUUACGUGAACUGCUCCGAGGACUGCCAACUCCAGAUCUUCAACUGGUCCUGUCCAUCUACUCCUCCAACUACUACACCCUCCACGCCAACGUCCUCUCCGACGACCACACCCUCUACUCCCCCAACUACUACACCCUCCACACCAUCCACCACAUCUUCAACCUCUACGCCCUCCACGCCCAAAUCUACAAUGUCAACACCCAGCACACCAACCAAAACUACCACCCGUGGAUGCCUCGACUUUGAUCCUCCCAGACAGGUGAAUGAGACCUGGUGGCUGUGUAACUGUACCAUGGCCAUUUGCAAGCAUGACAACGUAGUGGAGAUUGUGGAGCUGGAGUGCAAGCCCCCGCCCAUGCCCACCUGUUCCAACGGCCUCAAGCCCGUGCGUGUCGAGGACCCUGAUGGCUGCUGCUGGCACUGGGAGUGUGACUGCUACUGCACCGGCUGGGGGGAUCCACACUUUGUCACCUUCGAUGGGCUCUACUACAGUUACCAGGGUAACUGCAGCUACGUGCUAAUGGAGGAGAUUAACCCCACGGUGGACAACUUUGGUGUCUACAUUGACAACUACCACUGUGAUGUCAACGACAAGGUGUCCUGCCCCCGCACGCUUAUUGUGCGCCACGAGACCCAGGAAGUGCGGAUCAAGACAGUGAACUUGAUGCCCAUUGAGGUGCAGGUACUGGUGAACAAGCAGGUAGUGGCUUUGCCCUACCAGAAGUACGGGCUGCAGGUGUACGAAUCUGGCAUCAACUUUGUGGUGGACAUCCCCAGGCUGAAGGCCCAGAUCUCCUACAACGGCAUGUAUUUCUCCAUCAGGCUGCCCUACGAACUGUUCGGCAACAACACAAAGGGCCAGUGCGGAACCUGCACCAACAAUACGGCAGAUGACUGCAUCCUACCCACUGGAGAGAUCGUCUCCGACUGCGAGGUUGCUGCUGACCAGUGGCUGGUGAACGACCCCUCCAAGCCACACUGCCCUCACAGCGGCUUCACCACCAAGCGCCCGGCCAUCACGUCAGGGCUUUUGCCGAAUAACUGUACUCAGUCUCCUGUGUGCGAGCUCAUCAAGGACAGCCUCUUUUCCCAGUGCCACCCCUUUGUGCCUCCUAAGUACUACUAUGAAGCUUGCCUGUUUGAUAGCUGCUUUGUGCCUGGCUCCGGUAUGGAGUGUGCCAGCGUACAGGCCUACGCGGUCCUCUGUGCCAAGGAAGGUGCCUGCAUUGACUGGCGGAGCCAUACCCAGGGGGCCUGCCCUGUGAAGUGUCCAUCUCACAGGGAGUACAAGGCCUGUGGCCCCGCAGAAGAACCCACCUGCCAGUCCAGUGCCUUUGAGAAUUCCACACUCUUGGUGGAAGGCUGCUUCUGUCCUGAAGGCACCACGAAAUUUGCUCCCGGCCGUGACGUCUGUGUGGAGACAUGUGGAUGUGUGGGACCCGACAAUGUGCCCAGAAAGUUUGGAGAGCACUUUAGGUUUGACUGCCAGGACUGUGAUUGCCUGGAGGGUGGAAGCGGCAUUGUCUGCCAGCCAAAGAACUGUUCUGGAGGGGACCAGCAGACAUGUGAGGAGGAUGGCACCUACCUUGUUAUGGAGGUCAACCCAGAAGACACAUGCUGCAAUAUCACCACAUGCAAGUGUGACACCAAACAAUGCAAAGCGCAACGCCCCUCAUGUUUGCUGGGAUUCGAAGCGAAGAUCGAGCACGUGCCUGGGAAAUGCUGUCCAGUUUACUCCUGUGUGCCCAAGGGCGUGUGUGUGCACCAGAACGCUGAAUAUCAGCCCGGAUCUCCAGUCUAUUCCAACAAGUGCCAGGACUGUGUGUGCACCAGCAUCAUGGACAACAGCACCCAGCUCAACGUCAUCUCCUGUACCCAUGUGCCCUGCAACAGCUCCUGCAGCUCCGGCUUUGAACUUGUGGAGGUCCCUGGGGAGUGCUGCAAGAAGUGCCAGCAGACCCACUGCAUCAUUGAGAGGCCCAACCAGCAGUACCUCAUUCUGAAGCCUGGGGACAUACAGACAAACCCCAACGACAAGUGCACCUACUUCAGCUGCAUUAAAUUCAACAAACAGCUCAUCUCCUCUGUCUCCAACAUCACCUGCCCUGACUUCAACCCCAGUGAUUGUGUUUUGGACUCCAUCACUUACAUGCCCAAUGGCUGCUGUAAGACAUGCAUCCCUCGAAACCAGACCAGAGUCCCUUGUUCUGCCAUCCCCGUCAUGAAGGAGAUUUCCUACAAUGGCUGCACGAAGAACGUCUCCAUGAACUACUGUUCUGGGUCCUGUGGGACUUUUGCCAUGUACUCUUCCCAGGUCCAGGAGCUGGAUCACAAGUGUUCUUGCUGCAAGGAGGAGAGGACCAGUGAACGCGAGGUGACCCUGGAAUGCCCAGAUGGCACUGAGCUGAGCCACACCUACACACACAUCGAGAGCUGUCUGUGCCAGGAUACCGUCUGCGGGCUCCCACAGGCCCAGCAAGGCCGUGUCAGGCGUUCUAGUUCCUGGCUUCUGGGAAGGAAGUGAACGGGUUCUACCGAGCACAACCCUUCCUAUCUUGCACCAUCCUGCUAACCCUCUGAGCUUCCUUCGCUUCUAGCUUGUCUCCUUCUCUGUAGAUAUUUAUUUUCAGAGUUUCUAUUUUAUCCUUUGCUUUCUGAUAAUAAACCCAGGCAUAACCAUGCAUACCAGCCACAA
Molecule: messenger RNA, 8395 nt
Organism: Psammomys obesus (fat sand rat)
Lineage: Eukaryota; Metazoa; Chordata; Mammalia; Rodentia; Muridae
Gene: Muc2
Product: mucin 2, oligomeric mucus/gel-forming
Exons: 49
Coding region: 8-8224 (2738 amino acids)
Cellular component (GO): extracellular matrix
Molecular function (GO): protein binding
Source: RefSeq, a predicted model, not a curated record